This is a messenger RNA of Drosophila bipectinata, 1167 nucleotides long. RefSeq names its product Gustatory receptor 58a (gene Gr58a). Lineage: Eukaryota; Metazoa; Arthropoda; Insecta; Diptera; Drosophilidae. Gene Ontology annotation, molecular function: sweet taste receptor activity. Gene Ontology annotation, biological process: sensory perception of taste; male courtship behavior; chemosensory behavior. The record is from RefSeq and is a predicted model, not a curated record. Gene Ontology annotation, cellular component: membrane; dendrite; axon.
AUGCUGCUAAAAUACUUUUAUAUUUGCGGUCUAGCCUGUGGACUCGUACCUGCUCCUAUCAACAAUAAGCAGUUCUCCAAGGCUUCUAGGACCUACCUUAUUUACACCGCCUGCCUGCAUGGACUGCUCCUGAUCCUUCUGCCGUUUACAUUUCCCAGAUAUAUGUACGAUGCCAGCUACAUGAGACGGAAUCUAGUCCUUCAGUGGGCCUUCAGCCUCACCAACAUCACAAGGAUCAUGGCCAUGUUUUCUGGCUUUUUUCUUACUUGGGGAAAGAGAAAGAAGCUAAUAGCUUUGGAAAAGGCUUUCUUAGCCCACUGUCUGGAAGUCAGGGAACUGGAAGACGAUUCUUCUGGUUUCUCCAAUCUUAGGCGGAGAAUUCGCGGCCUGCUGCUUCAUCAAUUUAUUCUCUUGAACUUCACGCUUGUGGUGUGUACUCUUCUGCUUAUGCGGAUAGAUACGGAUCAGGAAUUCAACUAUCUCCUGAUGAUAUUGGUCCACGUCCUGCAGUUUACAUACAUUGUCAUCAUGACGGCAGCUCUGCAUGUGAUCCUUUCGCUGCUCUUCUGGCAGCAGGAGCGGGUAAACUUGGCUCUCCAGGAUCUCUACUCUGCGCUGAACCACGAGGAGCGAAACUCCCUAUGCCUGUCCAGAACCAUAGCCACAGAAUCAGUGCAAGUCAUGCGGAAUCUCCUUCAGUUGCACUCGGAAAACCGGAGACUGCUGCGACAGAUUCUCAAGGAGCUGGACAUUCCCAUUGCCAUGCUGCUCUUGAAAAUGUUUGUGACCAACAUCAACCUGGUUUACCAUGGUGUGCAAUUCGGGAAUCACUCCAUAGAAACCACCAUCCUGACCAAAAUCUUGGGACAACUGGUUGUGGUUUCACAUUACUGGAGCGCCGUAUUGCUGAUGAACAUUGUGAAUAAUGUCACGCAAGCCAGUGGCCCCAAAACGGGCCACAUUUUAAAACAAUUUAGCCACCUUGAGUUAGUCAAACGCGAUUUCCAAUUAGAGCUGGAACUCUUUUCGGAUCAUUUGCGUUGUCAUCCCGCCACUUACAAGGUCUGUGGCCUAUUUGUGCUCAGCAAGCAGACAAGCCUGGUCUACUUUUUCUUUGUUUUAGUGCAGGUUUUGGUUUUAAUUCAAUUUGAUAUGAAGACCAAGUAA